Neolamprologus brichardi is the source of this 1384-nucleotide messenger RNA. The record is from RefSeq and is a predicted model, not a curated record. NCBI's taxonomy places the organism in Eukaryota, Metazoa, Chordata, Actinopteri, Cichliformes, Cichlidae.
CCGUGCCAGGAUACACAUACACGCGGAGACAGAGUAUGGGCGUGGCUUCAGUGACCCCGUAGACAAGGGCGGACCCGUGAUCCUUUAAAGCAUCCCGGUCCGGCCAGGAUGCUCUGCACAAGCCAGCAGCUUCACUUCGCAGUCAUCCUCCACCCUCCAUCCUCCAGCAGGUCUGUGCAGCUACAGUCGGCAUGUCGAACUCGGACAGGGUUGUGUUAGCGCUCGGAGGAGCGGGAAAGGUGGGCUCCGGGAUCGUUAAAGGACUGCUGGAUAAAGGUUUUAAAGUUGCAGUGAUCUCCAGGGACGGCAGCCGCCUGGAGAAACUCCGAUCGUUUGUCUCUCCCAACACAAAGGAUAACCUCACCACUAUAGUGGGAAAUGUGGGUAAGUCAGGGGAAAUCUGUAACACUGACACCACUUUACCACCCAUGCAGAUUCAGUUCUUCCUCGGUGCCUUUGUGAAGAUUAACACAGGUGUAGCCACUCCUGAUCACAUGGCGCCCGGCUUCCUCAAUCAUCUGGACCUGGGCGAGGCUGUUGCUGCCCUGAUCGAAAGACGAAACACCGCCCACAACGUUUUCACCAUCAACUGCCCUGCAGACUUAAAGAGCGUCCUUCUGGAGAGGAACCUUUAGACUCCACCUUCCUCCAGCCUCACCUGGACAGGAUCGCACUGCUUCUUCUCCUGCAUUCUCCAGAAAUAGUCUCCUUUGAUUUCCUGUCACACAACUCUGAAACCCAUCCAUGCUAGGCGUCGCAUAUUUUCCUGCCUGUUCUCACAUCGUUAGCAAGUUUUCUCUCAGCAUGUGCUUUUUAUGGGAUAUGUAAGAAAACCAACGCCUUCUCCCCAUUAUCUGUUUCUGUGCGUUGUUACAUAGUCUGUUCUGCCAUCAACAGAAGAUGUGACACACGGCUCCUUCUGCUAAAUAUUUUUGGUAUAAGUAGACGUCUUAAGGCCAAAUAAUCAGACAGAGCAGGUAAAUAAUGACUUCACAUUGAUAACGACUGUGGCCAAGUUAGCCAAGAUCCCAACAAAUGGUCCAAAAUGUAAAUAUAUCUACAGACAGAGACUGUACUGAGUGGAAGUUUUGACCACUGCGAGUUUAACAGAAUAAUGUUUUAAUAAGCUAGCUCUACAGCAGCAUGCAGGUGGCUCUUACUACCAACAAAGCCCCAAUGUCCAAACAUAGCUCUUAGGAAAUCGACGCAAACAUGCAAAUAGCACAAGACAAAAAUCACUUCUUUGUCUUCAGCGAGGUCGCCGGGCCUCAAAGAAGCACUAAAUGUAACUGUGUUUCCAUGGCAACACCUCCCGGUCCAGUUAAAAAGCUGAAGAGAACAAACUCUCACACUUCAGCUGUGGAUUACGGAGCCCCGCAGGGGA